Messenger RNA from Lampris incognitus (smalleye Pacific opah), 2782 nucleotides. It is a transcript of the gene slc12a8, whose product is annotated as solute carrier family 12 member 8. Gene Ontology annotation, molecular function: potassium:chloride symporter activity. NCBI's taxonomy places the organism in Eukaryota, Metazoa, Chordata, Actinopteri, Lampriformes, Lampridae. The transcript is spliced from 13 exons. The coding region runs from base 1 to 2253 and encodes 750 amino acids. Gene Ontology annotation, cellular component: membrane. The record is from RefSeq and is a predicted model, not a curated record. Gene Ontology annotation, biological process: chloride transmembrane transport; chloride ion homeostasis; cell volume homeostasis.
AUGGACUCGCUGCCCAUAGGCUGGACUGUGCACAGGUGCGACGAGGAGGAUGGGGCGGCCGCCGGCGCCGAGGACACCCGCAUCCACGAUCUCUUCCAUGAAGAUGCUCAGGGGCUCCAGCAGGCCGGCCAGCCAUGGUGGAGGGUCAAGUUGUUCGUGUGGGAACCUGUGCUCUUUGGUACCUGGGAUGGCUCCUUCACCACCUGCAUGAUCAACAUCUUUGGGGUGGUGCUCUUCCUCCGCACUGGCUACCUGGUGGGGAACACGGGCGUGGUGCUCGGGAUGUUCCUGGUCUCCAUGGUGGUGGCGGUUGCCCUGGUCACCGUGAUGUCGGGAAUCGGCUUGAGUGAGCACUGUGGAGUGGGGAGCGGAGGAGUCUACUCCAUGAUCUCCAGCGUCCUGGGAGGCCGGGUGGGUGGUGCAGUGGGUCUCCUCUAUGUGUUUGGACAGUGUGUGGCGGGGGCUAUGUACAUCACGGGCUUCUCGGAGUCGGUGGCUGAGCUGCUGGGGCUCCAGAACCAGUGGGCGGCCCGGAGUUUGUCUGCGGCUGUGCUGCUGGCGCUGCUCGGGAUCAACCUGGCCGGCGUGAAGUGGAUAGUACGGCUCCAGCUGCUGCUGUUGGCCGUGCUGGCCGUCUCCACCCUGGACUUUGUCAUUGGCACCUUUACACACCUGGACCCAGAACACGGCUUCGUUGGGUAUUCGGCGGAGCUGCUCGGCAGGAAUGCGCUGCCAGACUACAGCCCGGGGGAGACCUUCUUCACCGUGUUCGGGGUGUUUUUUCCUGCUGCUACGGGAGUGAUGGCAGGCUUUAACAUGAGCUCAGACCUUCAGCGGCCUGAACACAACAUCCCUGUGGGAACACUGGCAGCGGUCUUCACAUCGUGGUUCCUGUAUCUGGUCUUUGUCUUCCUAUUGGGGGCCAUCUGCACCAGAGAGGCUCUGCACUAUGACUUCUUGAUAGCAGAAAAGGUCUCCUUGGUGGGUUUCCUCUUUCUGCUGGGCCUCUACAUCUCCUCCCUAGCCUCCUGCAUGGGUGGCCUGUAUGGAGCACCCCGCAUCCUCCAAUGCAUCGCCCAAGAGAGGGUCAUCCCUGCCUUGGCCUUCCUAGGAAAAGGGAGAGGUCCCAAUAGGACCCCAGUGGCAGCCAUCUGUCUGACCAGCCUGCUGACCAUGGCCUUCAUUUUCAUUGGUCAGGUUAACGUGUUGGCUCCCAUCGUCACAAUAAACUUCAUGCUCACCUACAGCUUCAUUGACUACUCCUUCUUCAGCAUUACCAUGGCCUAUGACCUCCAGACCAAAGAGCGGCAGGAUAACCUUCUCAUGGCAACCAGGGAAGAGAGGAAAAGCCAUCGGAGACGGGCUGGGCACAACUCCAGUCCGCUGCUAGAUGUGACCCACGAGAACUACAGCUCGGUGUUUCGAGGGGAAAGUGUUUCAAGUAAAGGCACUCUGUUGGAAUUCACCAAGGACAUCAACCAGAUCUUCCCCCCUGUCCCAGAUGGUGACGGUGGGGCUGAGGAGAGCUCUUCUAUCGAGUGCUACAGCACAGGGAGGAAAAGGAGGACAAAGGUUCCUCACAAGCAGUUGCUGAUGGACAGCUUUGGCUUUGACCUGAACAGAAAUGUGUUCCCCAAAGAGAGAGACCAGGAGUUGGGCUUGGCUCCCCCAGUAGGAGAAGCAGAAACGCCACAUGGAACUGGGGAGCUAGAGCCCGGCGUUGAACAAGACUCGAUGGUUAAGCACCAUAAACAGUCGAGCCAUACUGUGCUGGACAAAUCAGCUGGGACUCACAAUCACUCCACAGGUGGUGGGAGUAAACCAGAGCACCAGGACCUGGAAAUCAGACCAAUGCCGAACUCUGUCUAUAACAAGUUCUGCAACCACUGGGUUGCCCUAAUCGGUGCAUUGUCCUCUGUCCUGAUCAUGUUUGUCAUUCAGUGGCUCUACGCCUUAGCAAACAUAGUGGCUGCACUGCUGCUCUUCUUCUACAUUGGAAAAACAAGUCCUGGAUUACCCUUAGGAACGGCAGCUCGGUUCAGCUUCUUCAGAUGGCUCAGAUCAACAGCGAGUAGCAUUGGCAGGAGAGGGGUGUCUCCCAGGGACCAGAUCGUAGUGACGCCUUCUCUGUCCAGCGUCGGCAUGAAAACCAAACAGCUGACGGAGGAAAAUGCUGACUUCGCCUCUCGUUGCCGCUAUCACCAGUCCUCCUAUAUCAAAGCAGACAGGAUGGCAUAUCCUCCGGUCAACUGAUAGACCGAUUCAUUUAGUCGUGUAUACGUAUAUCGCAGCUGACAGGCAGCUGGCAAGAACCCCCGCGUUGACAGUGGACCGUGUCAGCCUGUCGAGGCCUUAUUCUGUCAACAGACUGUACCGAACAGAACUACUUAGUGGAGCCCUCAGAAGGAUUUCCUGUGGUAGUCAGGAUGGUGUGUGUGUGUGUUGGGGGGGAUAGUGGCAGCUUCUUGUUACAGGAAUAUUGCAUUAACUGAAAAUGCAAACUGGUGACAUUGCCUUCAUCACCUGUGGAGCCCAAACCUCAUGGAAACUUGAAUUUAAAAAAAAGAAGAAAUCUCACUUUUAUAUGUAUGAUGUUUGCAUGCCGGAGUGACAGGGGAAAAUACUUGGUGGGAGGGGUGAGGGAAGGCUGAGGGGUCAUUUCUAAGAACUCCAGUGACCGCAGUUGUCCGUCCGAUAUAAUUACAUGCUGUAAAUCCAAGAAAAAUUUACGUAAAUUAUCCAAAUUUGUCAACCAAUCUACACAUAUUAAAAAUUUGUUCCA